Messenger RNA from Prorocentrum cordatum, 772 nucleotides. The record is from the annotation of a GenBank genome assembly. NCBI's taxonomy places the organism in Eukaryota, Dinophyceae, Prorocentrales, Prorocentraceae.
AGCCUGGUGCUUCGGGGGGGCCCGCGCGGAGCGCCUGGAUGCGCGGCGGCCGCGCCAUCAUGGAGGGGGCGCCGCUGCCCGCGGCCGCGGCAUGGGGCAGCACUGCAGCGCCUUCGAGGUGGCGGGCCCCGCGAGCGCGAGGCCGCCGGAGGACCGGCCCGUCCUGUGCAGGCACGCCGAGGACAGCCCAGGGGGCGAGCAGACCGCAGAGGAGGCGGCCGAGGAGGAGGAGGAGCUGGGGCAGGAGGUCAUCGCGCCCGCUCGGGCCCGCGCCGCGGCGGCGGGCGCGGGCGGCGCGGAGCGCCAGCUGCAGGAGCCCGAGGCGCCCACGGGCGAACCCGCCUGCAGGCACGUGAAGGAGCUGGCCAUGCCCAUGGGCGGCGCGUUCUGCGGGCAGGUCCGAGAGCUCGACGGAAAGCCCCACGGCGUCGGCAAGCAGCGCUGGCCAGACGGAGCAGAGUGCUCAUUGUGAGAGGGGGAGGUGACGAUAGCUGAUGGCGGAGAUGGCGCAAGGCUCCCAGACAUAUUCGACGAAGGACCAAGUGCUUGAACAUAAACUUUCGGAGCUCCGCUCGGAUUUCUUGGCUCGUCGCCCUGGCGUCCCUGGCGGCGCCUCUGGCGCUGCCCCCGGCGCACCCCGCGCGCUGGGGAGGGGUUCCAGCGUAGAUCCAAUAAUUCCGCGCGGACCUCCAGCAAGUCAUGUUUACAGUCAACCCGCAUAGUAAGGAUGGGCCACCUUCCCGAAGGGUUCCUUGUAUCCCUCCGUUCUCGG